Messenger RNA from Suillus subaureus, 2246 nucleotides. RefSeq lists its product as uncharacterized. The transcript is spliced from 6 exons. The coding region runs from base 122 to 2101 and encodes 659 amino acids. The record is from RefSeq and is a predicted model, not a curated record. NCBI's taxonomy places the organism in Eukaryota, Fungi, Basidiomycota, Agaricomycetes, Boletales, Suillaceae.
CUCCGUUCUUGAUCAUUUCAUUCAUGUGUUCAUCCUACACGGUGCCUGACUAGUAACUCAUUGCCUGAUCUGCACUGGCCACUCGGCGCUCAGCUGCUAGUGCCAACCGCCUGGAUUCGAAAUGCACGGCGACUUUACCAUGUCUAAUACGACAGCAGGCGACCUCGGGAAGCUCACGGUCCCUCAGCUCAAAGCAUUAUGCAAAGAACGCCGCAUUGUCGGGUAUUCGAAACUCGGGAAAGCUGCUCUGGUCCAGAAAUUAACCAAUAAUAAUGCUGCCCGUGGUGGCCCUCAGCCUCAGCCUGUGAUUUCGAUCCAACCAGUAUCGAAAACAACAGUACCAGAACACACAGGCAACUCAGUCGGCCUAGCUCCUUCACGUUCCACUGGAGUUACUGCUCUCAAUCAUACACGGAAUACACAGACAGCAGACAAGGACCUUACCGCUACAUCCGCAGAACAAUCUGCCCUAUGCAAAACACUGCCGGUGUCCUGUCCGGUGGAUCACUCAGCUGCCGAUCAUCAUGCAUCACCAACGGCUGUCGCUGCAUUAAGCCCUGACGCUCCCAACGAGAGCCGGAGCGCGAAACGGCCCCGUGUCUCUGCUAUGUUUGGGUCCGCAAAAAGACAAAAGCCCUCUCCUGUGAAUGCUGCAUCUAUCUGUGAUGUUACCUCCUCUUCAAAUUCCACGGAGUCACCCACGGCUACUGGACCCCUCGAUGCACGUGCUGGUCUGACUUUUGUCACUGAAUCCCCGCCGGCGGUUGGUCAUCUUCCACAUGGCUCUAACGCUAGCGCUUCAUCAAAUGCAUUACCUAUCAUCGCUCAGCCUCGAAAUAUCAACCUCGUCCAGAAAGGGUCUACAACAAAACUUCAAGGUCGAUUCAAACCUCUCGUUUUCACAACAACUCCAAUUGUUGCUGGUAUAUCAGUCACCUCCCGGCGAGUCUCCUACAACGACCACCAAGCCGACGAAAUUACCUCUACAUUCUCAGAUACUUUUAGCCUUGAUGCCGCCCCCAUUUCGAUAACAUCCUUAAUGAAUAUUACACUCCCGCCUAAGCUAUCCGACAGAAAACGGGUUCAAAGCUGGGCAGUAAUCCUCGCUAGACUCACUGAUCAAGAUCGCCAGACUUGCACUCUGGUUUCUCGGACAUUUCGAUAUGCAGUAUACCUUUCUGCCGCGCAUAUACUCACUCAGAAGUAUCGUGGUCGCCGUCUAAACCAAAUAGUGAAGCACCAUCCACAAAACACGACGAAUAUGUGGCCCUACUUGCGUCAGCGUCAGAACGAAGUCGCUUUCUGGAAACAUGCGUUCCAAAAUUCUUGGGUCGGAAAGUACCAUUCUUCGCUUGGAAUAGGCCCUCUAUCUGCACGUCUCUGGGCGAGUGCAGAUGACGAGAAGCAGGUAGUCGUAGCGCUGAGAUCCAUCGGCAUGGCUAAACAUACUGUGGAAGAUGCCCAGGAAGUUGUAAAAGGUGAGAUCUGGGUCAUCACGAUUCGAGACGGAAAUUCGUUAUCCGAGUUCUACGUACUGGAAUCCACUUGCGAAGUCAUCGGCCGGGCACUCAACGCUCCCCAUCUUGAAGUCUACUCCUCUGGUUUGCGAGCCGACUGGUCAAGAUACAUAUCGUGUCAUACUGGUGUUUCUGCUGGGCCACGUAGCUUAAUCUCAGAAAACCUUCGCCGCAUCUCUAGUGAAGGCGAUGUCGGUUUAUCGAAAAAGGUGGUCGCUGAGCGAUAUGUCCUGGCGUGUGUGGUUGCCAAUAGCAUCAGUGGCCAGUGGAUGUCAUCUAGCCAGAUGGCGCAAGAAUUUGCAGGUCUGCCGUCUCAAGGGACCCUGGUAGCUAUCAGAGGCAGAGCACCGAAGUUAAACUUUUACCUUCCAGCCCACCAUCAUGUUGAGAGCGUUCACUUCACCGCACCAAAAGGUGUACCAUUGCACCCGGCUCUUGCCGUCAUCCAGACCCCAGCAAGAGAGUAUAUUAUCUUGAAGGACAAUGGAAUGCAAGUCGGAUGCGAAGAAGACGGUGUUGCAAACGUGUGGAUGCACGUCCUUGGAUGCGACAAAAAUGGUAUAGUAGUUGUACGUUCCAAAUGAAUCAUGAUGCAGUCUUGAAAUAAUACCCGGUCAUGGAGGAUCUAAGUGACAAUGGUCAUUUUAUUUCUUUCAAGUAUACAGAUAUCGCGCCUCGGCAGAUCAUAUUUGUGUAACGAAGCAGUCAAAAAUCCCUAGCAUGUCGAAC